Messenger RNA from Octodon degus (degu), 4635 nucleotides. RefSeq names its product CD109 molecule (gene Cd109). Gene Ontology annotation, cellular component: extracellular region. The transcript has 36 exons. The record is from RefSeq and is a predicted model, not a curated record. Gene Ontology annotation, molecular function: endopeptidase inhibitor activity. NCBI's taxonomy places the organism in Eukaryota, Metazoa, Chordata, Mammalia, Rodentia, Octodontidae. Bases 1 to 4635 code for a protein of 1544 amino acids.
AUGGGUUUUGCCAAGAAGCAGAACAAGAAGGGCUUCAAGAAGAUGCAACGAAAGCGGGCGUCGUCUCGGGGGACCCCACGCCCUUUGCUCGCCCGCGCCCAGGACUGCAGGGUCGAGGCGCGCCCAGCCGGGCCGAGCAGUGGCCGGGGCAGGCCGGGGUCCCACCGGCAGGGCAGGCGCAGCGCGCCCGCGGGGAGGAGGCGAGCCCGCGCCUUCCGCCCCGUCCCUCCCCCGCCGCCCGCGAGGGGUGCGCGGGCCGGGUCCCUCCGCCCGCCCCCGCCCGGCUCUGACUCACGCUCGGCCCAGGUCGGCUGCUCCGCCCUCGGCCGCGGCUCCGCCUCCUCCGCCUGCCCAACGCCGCGGGGCAGCGAGGGACCGCGCUUGGGCUGCACCGUCCUGGCGCCGCCGCCCCAGACCUCGCCGUGGAGAGCCGGGACCCGGCGGAUCCUCAGGAUGCACGGCUGCGCGCUCCGCACCGCACUGCUCCUGCUCGGCGUGGGCGCCGCCGCUGCGGCCGUGCGGCCCGGGAGAAGGACUGAAGGAAUUUUUCAGACAGGAUCUUUCAAGACACUUACUCUUCCAUCACUACCUAUGAGCAGCGCAGAUGAGAGCUACGAGCUGCGCGUCACCGGGCGCGCGGAGGACGAGCUUUUGUUCUACAACAGCACGCGCCUGUCGUUCGAGAUGAAGAGGACGUCUGUCUUAGUUCAGACGGACAAGGCGCUGUACCAGCCAGGGCAGGAAGUGAAGUUUCGGGUUAUUCUGCUCUUCUCGGAUUUCAGGCCCUACAAGGCCUCUGUGGACGUCUUCAUUAAGGACCCCAAGUCCAAUUUGAUCCAACAGUGGCUGUCACAACAGAGUAAUCUUGGAGUCAUUUCCAGAACUUUUCAACUGUCUUCACACCCAAUACUUGGGGAAUGGUCCAUUGAAGUUCAAGUGGAUGGCCAGGCAUAUUAUCAAAUAUUUCAGGUCUCAGAAUAUGUAUUACCAAAAUUUGAAGUUGUUCUACAGACACCGUUAUACUGUUCUUUGAAUUCUAAGAAUUUAAAUGGUACCAUCACAGCAAAGUACACGUACGGGAAGCCAGUCAAAGGAGAUGUCACACUUACGUUUUUACCUCUAUCAUUUUGGGGAGCAAAGAAAAAUAUUACAAAAACAUUUAAGAUAAAUGGAUCUGCAAACUUCUCUUUUAAUGCUGAAGAAAUGAAGAAGGUAAUGGAUUUUUCCGAUGGGUAUUCUGAGCACAUGUAUCUGUCUACCCCAGGACCAGUAGAGAUUCUCGCCACAGUGACAGAAUCCCUCACAGCUAUCUCAAGAAAUGCAAGCUCCAAUGUGUUUUUCAAGCAACAUGAUUACAUCAUUGAAUUUUUUGAUUAUGCCACUGUCUUGAAGCCAUCUCUUAACUUCACAGCCACUGUGAAGGUAACCCGUUCUGAUGGCAGUCGACUGACUCAAGAAGAAAGAAGGAAUAAUGUAGCCAUAGCAGUGACACAGAGAAACAGGACCAAUUUCUGGAGCAGGUGGAACAGUGAAGAUGAGGGAAUGGAGACUGCUCACAUGGCCAAUUACACUGUCCCCCCAGAUGGCACCUUUAAGAUCGAGUUCCCCAUCCUGGACAGUUCCAGCCAGCUACAAGUGAAGGCUUAUUUUCUUGAUAGCGAAAGCAGCAUGGAAGUCCACGGCACGUUCACCUCUCCUAGCAGGACGUACAUCCAGCUGAGAACAAGGGACGAGAACGUGAAGGUUGGAUCGCCUUUUGAGUUGGUGGUUACUGGCAACAAGCACCUGAAGGAGUUUAGCUAUAUGGUGGUAUCCAGGGGACAGUUGGUGGCUGUAGGCAAACAAAAUUCCACAACCUUCUCUUUAAUACCAGAAAAUUCUUGGGCUCCAAAGGCCUGUAUAAUUGUGUAUUAUGUUGAAAAUGAUGGAGAAAUUAUAAAUGAUGUUCUAAAAAUUCCUGUUCAGCUUGUUUUUAAAAAUGAGAUAAAGCUGUUUUGGAGUAAACCUAAGGCUGAACCAUCGGAGAAAGUCUCCCUUAGGAUCGCUGUGACGCAGCCUGACUCCUUAGUUGGCAUCGUGGCCAUUGACAAAAGUGUGAAUCUGCUGAAUGCCUCAAAUGACAUUACAAUGGAAAAUGUGGUCCAUGAUUUGGAACUUUAUAACACAGGAUAUUAUUUAGGCAUGUUCAUGAAUUCUUUCACUGUCUUUCAGGAGUGCGGCAUCUGGGUAUUCACAGACGCAAACCUCGUGAAGGAUUAUAUUGAUGGAGUUUAUGACACUGCAGAUUAUGCCGAGAGGUACAUGGAGGAAAAUGAGGGCUACUUAGAAGGCCAUGAUUUCGCCUCAGCCAGCGGUCCCCGGAUCAGAAAGCAUUUUCCGGAGACUUGGAUUUGGCUAGACACGCACAUGGGAUCCAAAAUUUACCAAGAGUUUGAAGUUACUGUGCCAGAUUCCAUCACUUCCUGGGUGGCUACUGCCUUUGUGAUCUCUGAAGACCUCGGGCUUGGCCUCACAGCGGCUCCUGUGGAGCUCCAAGCCUUCCAACCAUUCUUCAUUUUUUUGAAUCUUCCCUACUCUGUUAUCAGAGGUGAAGAAUUUGCUGUGGAAGUAACCAUAUUCAAUUAUUUGAAAGAUGCGGCUGAGGUUAAGGUAAUCAUUGAAGAAAGUGACAGAUUUGAUAUUCUAACGACUUCAAAGGAAAUCAGCGCCACAGGACACCAGCAGGAGGUUCUAGUUCCCAGCGAAGAUGGCGCAACUGCUGUUUUCCCUGUCAGGCCCACACAUCUGGGAGAGAUCCCGAUCACAGUCAGAGCCAUCUCACCCCUGGCUUCUGAUGCUGUCACCCGGAGGAUUUUAGUAAAGGCUGAAGGAAUAGAAAAGUCAUAUUCACAGGCUGUCUUGUUAGACCUGACUAAAAAAGCAACGACUGUGGAAACUUUGGGUUUCUCGUUUCCCCCCGACACGGUCAGCGGCAGCGAACGAGUCCAGAUCACCGCGGUGGGCGACGUCCUCGGUCCUUCCAUCAGCGGCUUAGCCUCACUGAUUCAAAUGCCUUACGGCUGCGGGGAACAGAACAUGAUAAAUUUUGCUCCAAAUAUCUACAUUUUGGAUUAUCUGAUGAAAAAGAAACAGCUGACAAGUAACAUAAAAGAAAAAGCCCUUUCGUUUAUGAGGCAAGGUUAUCAGAGAGAACUACUGUAUCAGAGGGAUGAUGGCUCUUUCAGUGCUUUUGGAAAUAGUGAUCCUUCUGGGAGCACUUGGUUGUCAGCUUUUGUUUUACGAUGUUUCCUUGAAGCCGAUCCUUACAUAGACAUUGAUCAGAAUGUGCUACACAAAACGUAUAGCUGGCUGAAAGGACACCAGAAAUCCAGUGGUGAAUUUUGGGAGCCAGGAAGAGUGAUCCAUAGUGAACUUCAGGGUGGCAGUAAAGGUCCAGUGAUGCUCACAGCCUAUAUUGUGACUUCUCUCCUGGGAUACAGAAAAUAUCAGCCUAAUAUUGAUGUGCGAGACUCUGUCAACUUUUUGGAGUCUGAGUUCAGUCGAGGAAUCUUUGACAACUACACUCUAGCUCUUGUCACGUAUGCACUGUCCUCAGUGGGCAGUCCUAAGGCCAAGGAGGCUCUGGUGGAGCUCAACCGGCGUGCAGAGGAGGAAGGAGGUGAGCGGUUCUGGGUGUCGCCCGCAUCCACCCUGUCCCAGGGCUGGCAGCCACGCUCCCUGGACAUCGAGGUGGCAGCUUAUGCACUACUGUCCCACUUCCUGCAGCUGCAGGCUCCCGAGGGCCUCCCUGUUAUGAAGUGGCUCAGCAAGCAGAGGAACAGCCUUGGAGGGUUUGCGUCCACCCAGGAUACUGUUGUGGCCUUAAAAGCCUUGUCCGAAUUUGCGGUCCUGAUGAGUACAGAAACUACAGGUGUGCGAGUGACGGUGCUGGGGCCCAGCUCGCCGCGGCCUGUGAAGUUUCUGAUUGACACACAGAACCGCUUUCUCCUUCAAACAGCAGAGCUUGCUGUGGGACAGCCAACUGCAGUUAAUAUAACCGCAAAUGGUUUUGGAUUUGCUAUCUGUCAGCUCAACGUUAUUUAUAAUGUGAUAGAUUCAGGGCCUACUAGAAGACGAAGAUCAGCCCAAAAUCAAGAAGCCUUUGAUUUAGAUGUUAAUGCAAAAGACGACAGGAGUGACAGCAGCCGAAUGAAUUUGAAUGUGUGUACAAGGUUUCUGGGCCCAGAAAGAAGCGGCAUGGCGCUCAUGGAAGUUAACCUCCUCAGCGGCUUCACUGUGCCGCCAGACGCAGUUCCUCUGAGUGAGACGCUGAGGAAAGUGGAGCAGGACCACGGGAAGCUCAGCCUUUACUUAGAUUCUGUCAAUGAAACACAGUUUUGUGUUGAUAUUCCUGCUGUGAGAAGCUUUAAAGUUUCAAAUACACAAGAUGCUUCAGUAUCCAUACUGGAUUAUUAUGAACCAAGGCGGCGGGCCGUGAGAAGCUACAACUCCCGAGCGAAGCUGUCCUCCUGCGACCUUUGCCGAGACGCGCAGGGCGCCUGUCCUUGCGAGGCCGGAGCCCCUGGCGCCCACCGUCACCUCACCACCCAGCAUCAGCCCAGCUGCCGGUCCACCAGUGGACUAAUCCUGGGAUGA